Molecule: messenger RNA, 9650 nt
Organism: Otolemur garnettii (small-eared galago)
Lineage: Eukaryota; Metazoa; Chordata; Mammalia; Primates; Galagidae
Gene: ZHX3
Product: zinc fingers and homeoboxes 3
Exons: 4
Coding region: 543-3413 (956 amino acids)
Biological process (GO): regulation of transcription by RNA polymerase II
Cellular component (GO): nucleus
Molecular function (GO): DNA binding; DNA-binding transcription factor activity, RNA polymerase II-specific
Source: RefSeq, a predicted model, not a curated record
GUUAGGGGGUGAGGGGGGUGUCGGCGCAGGCCCGCCGGACCGGUGAGAGUGCGUGUCUGCGCUGCGCCCCGCGUGCGCGCCAGCUCGCCUCCACUCCCGCGGGCCCGAUGCAUGCUGCUGGGAUGUGGCAGCCCAUGCCGCUGGUGUAAAGAGCGUCAGCCCGGCCCGGGAAGGCAGCUGAGCCGGACUCGAGCCACUCGGGGUACAGUAGCAUCCUGAAUCCUGGGACCCUUGUUUGCCCACCGAAAACGCUCUCCGUGGGCUCCGGAUUCCCAGGACUGAACUGUAACUGCAGAAGCAACAAGUAACCCCUUUAAGAUGCUUGUGGGGCUGCAUAGAAUGAAGAGGGAAACUGUAGAAAACAAUGAAGUAAGGAAAAAACAUGUUUCCCAGGUUUAAUAGGGAAAUCUGCUUUCUGCAAGCAAGUGAAAAAGCUGCCCUUACAAACUAUUCCUUUGGCCCUCAUGGAGUAGCUGGAACUUGUACUAUGAGGCCCUUGAUGGGAUAAGCUGUCACUUGCUAAUCACCCAGUGACUGUCACCAUGGCUAGCAAGAGGAAAUCCACCACCCCCUGCAUGAUCCCAGUGAAGACUGUGGUGCUGCAGGAUGCCAGCACGGAGGCCCAGCCUGCUGAGGCCUUGCCCCAAGCACCCCAGCAGGAUCUGCCCCCAGAAGUGCCUGCCACCAGCAGCGAGACCACCCAGAACGCCAGCAGUACUGAGGGUUCUGCCCUGGCCAACGGGCAUCGGAGCACUUUGGACGGCUAUUUAUAUUUCUGUAAAUACUGUGAUUUCAGAUCCCACGACAAUACCCAGUUUGUGGGACAUAUGAACUCAGAACACACAGACUUUAAUAAAGACCCAACUUUUGUUUGUGCUGGGUGCAGUUUUCUGGCAAAAACCCCGGAGGGGCUUUCCCUGCAUAAUGCCAAGUGUCACUUGGGGGAAGCCAGCUUUGUGUGGAAUGUGGCCAAGCCAGACAAUCAUGUGGUCGUAGAGCAGAGCGUCCCUGAGAGCACCAGCACCCCUGACCUGGCAGGCGAGACCAGCGCCGAAGGGGUCGAUGGCCAGGCAGAAAUUAUCAUUACCAAAACUCCAAUCAUGAAGAUAAUGAAAGGCAAAGCUGAAGCCAAAAAAAUUCAUACACUCAAGGAGAAUGUCCCCAGCCAGCCUGUGGGUGAGGCUUUACCAAAGCUGUUGGCUGGAGAAACAGAGGUGAAAGAGGGCGACCACUCUUUUGUCAACGGGGCCAUCCCAGUCAGCCAGGCAUCUACCAGCUCCACAAAACCAACCCAUGCUGCCAACGGGCCUCUGAUCGGAACGGUCCCAGUUCUGCCGGCUGGGAUAGCACAGUUCCUGUCUCUCCAGCAGCAGCCCCCUAUGCAUGGCCAGCACCAUGCCCACCAGACACUGCCCACAUCCAAGGCCCUUCCCAAAGUGAUGGUCCCCCUGAGCAGCAUUCCAGCGUACAACAUGGCCAUGGACUCCAACAGCUUUCUGAAGAACUCCUUCCACAAGUUCCCCUACCCAACCAAAGCUGAGCUCUGCUACUUGACUGUGGUGACCAAGUAUCCAGAAGAGCAGCUCAAGAUCUGGUUCACAGCCCAAAGGCUGAAGCAGGGCAUCAGCUGGUCCCCUGAGGAGAUCGAGGAUGCCCGGAAGAAGAUGUUCAACACCGUCAUCCAGUCUGUGCCUCAGCCCACAAUCACGGUUCUAAAUACUCCCCUGGUCGCCAGUGCUGGCAACGUCCAGCAUCUCAUCCAGGCUGCUCUCCCAGGUCAUGUCGUGGGACAGCCAGAGGGCACAGCAGGAGGACUUCUGGUCACUCAGCCACUGAUGGCCAAUGGGUUGCAAGCACCAAGUUCAUCUCUUCCCCUCGCAGUUACAUCUGUCUCCAAGCAGCCAAGUGUGGCACCCAUCAACACUGUGUGUUCAAAUACAACAUCAGCUGUGAAGGUGGUUAAUGCAGCCCAGUCGCUCCUCACGGCCUGUCCCAGCAUAACUUCCCAAGCCUUCCUUGAUGCUAGCAUCUAUAAAAACAAGAAAUCUCACGAACAGCUGUCAGCUCUGAAAGGGAGCUUCUGUCGGAACCAAUUCCCAGGACAGAGCGAAGUUGAGCACCUGACCAAAGUGACUGGCCUCAGUACCAGAGAGGUACGGAAAUGGUUCAGUGACCGGAGAUACCACUGCCGCAACUUGAAGGGGUCCAGAGCCAUGAUGUCUGGAGAUCACAGCUCCAUCAUUAUUGACUCUGUGCCAGAGGUGUCCUUCUCCCCAUCAUCCAAGGCCCCCGAGGUAACCUGCAUCCCGACUGCACCCACAUUAGCAACCCACCCUUCCGCCAAACGACAAUCUUGGCACCAGACUCCAGACUUCACACCAACCAAAUACAAGGAGAGAGCCCCAGAGCAACUCCGAGCCUUGGAGAGCAGUUUUGCACAAAACCCCCUUCCUCUGGACGAGGAACUGGACCGCCUGAGGAGUGAAACCAAAAUGACCCGAAGAGAAAUUGAUAGCUGGUUUUCAGAGAGACGGAAAAAAGUGACAGCUGAGGACACCAAGAAGGCUGAUGAAAAUGUCUCUCAAGAGGAAGAGGAGGCUGCUGAAGACGAGGGUGGAGAUGAGGAUUUGGCCAGUGAGCUAAGGGUGCCUGGUGAAAAUGGCUCCCCAGAAUUGCCCGGCAAUCAUACCUUGGCAGAGCGCAAAGUCAGUCCCAUCAAAAUCAACCUCAAGAACCUGCGGGUCACUGAAGCCAAUGACAAGAGUGAGAUUCUAGGGAUGAGCAUCUGUGAGCCUGAGGAUGAAGGAUCGAACAAGCUGGCAGAGCAGCCCCCAGGCAAAGUUAGCUGCAAAAAGACGGCCCAGCAACGGCACUUGCUGCGGCAGCUCUUUGUCCAGACACAGUGGCCCAGCAACCAGGACUAUGAUGCCAUCAUGGCCCAGACGGGUCUGCCACGGCCAGAGGUGGUGCGCUGGUUUGGAGACAGCAGGUACGCCCUGAAGAAUGGCCAGCUCAAGUGGUACGAAGACUAUAAGCGGGGCAACUUCCCACCAGGGCUGUUGGUCAUUACCCCUGGCAACCAGCAGCUCCUGCAAGACUAUUACAUGGCACACAAGAUGCUGUAUGAGGAGGACCUGCAGAAUCUCUGUGACAAAACCCAGAUGAACCCCCAGCAAGUCAAGCAGUGGUUUGCUGAGAAAAUGGGUGAGGAGACCCGGGCUGUGGUGGACACAGGCCUUGAGGACCCGGGCCCUGGUGCUGGUGAGCCUGCAGCAGCUCACAGAGGGAAGGCUGACACCUAUUCCGAGGUAGCUGAGAACAGUGAGUUGUGGGAGCCCAGCGUCCCUGCGGCCAGCUCAGAGCCCUUUGACAAAUCGAGCCCCCAGGCUGGACUUCAGCUAGAAACAGACUGAAUUUGAUCCGAUUACUGUGAAGGACUGGCCUGUCUGGGAUGCCGCCUGCCCUGUGGAAGGGCCACCCUGACUGUCUGCUGCCACAUGCCGUUCCCGUGCGCGGCCGCUGGGCAUCCGAGAGCGCUUCUGGAGGCCUUGAAGACAGCCCAGAGCCCGCCACUGCUGCCGCCGCCCUCGCCUGCCCACCGCCAACAGCGGGAACAGGGUUCUCGCCAGUUCUUCCUCCACAGCGUGGGACCUUCCCUUUGCCUUCUAGUGGAUUAAAUAGUUCAGAUUUCAUAUUCAUAGACACAGAAUCAAGUGUUUAACAUAUACAGCUGCCUAUAUAUGUUAAAUAAAACAUCAGAUUAUAAACACUUUCUUUACAUAAAAACUUUGGUUAGCAAAGCAGCACAUGACCCUUCACAUCAUCUCUGAACAUGCCUGUGUCUGUUCUCUGGGGAUUGCUGGGUCACAGGUGCCCUCACCUUCCACAGUUGGGCAGGCACACUCAGAACUGCAUCUGGAACCUCCCCACUGGGUGUCCCCUUUGCAUUCCUAAAAGAAGCAAUACCUUUGAAGAGAUUCUGCUGCAUUGAGCUGUGACCAGCCAUGUUACAUGCCAGGCUUGCCUUGCCUUGUGGACUUCAGUGCAAAACCCACUGUUAACCUCAGUUCAAAAAACAGACCGGCUAAGUGAUUUGUGUUGGAUAUUUACCACUUUCUGUAGUCAUUAGCAUAACUCUGCUUUAUCAUGAACAUUGGAAUCAUGGACCAUAAGUUUUUAGUUAUUAGAUCAACUAAAGAAAUAUUUGUUGCUAAGCCUAAUGACCUAUGUGCCUGCCUUUUAAAAAUUUUUUAUUCUAGACACAUUUAGAGAGGAAAAUGGAAAAAAGCAAUGGGAGUAGGGAUGGAGAUGGAAGUGGUGGGAGUGUACAGUCACAAUCUGUAGCUCUGGCCACCGAGGUUGGCACUUUGGCCCUUUGUCUGCACUCACUUCAGAGCCUCCUGUGGUUUGGGAAGGAAGAACCCUUGGCCCAGUAUUAAGAGUAAGGGCAGAAAGGAUUCCAGGGCUUUCUGGAAUUAUCAGAGCUGGGGUAGUCUUCAGUACAAGGACAUAUAUAUGGGGGUCCUAGCCCUCAUGCCCGGGGCCUGGCUGGCAUGCUGGGUACACACCUGCAGGUGCUGAACAUCACUGGACAGGUCCUGGUUAGGAUGUUUCUAAAGCUUUAUAUCCCAAACUUGGAAAUAAGAACUCUAUCUACUUUACCCUCACCCUCAUUUCCUUUUUUGAAUUGAGAAAAUCAGGAAAACUUGCCUCAAAAAAUUAGAAAACUUGCUUGCAGAGCUUUACUAAAUGGUAAAUCCCUGAUUUCCCUAAGAGCAGUGAGUACAGGGAGUGGCUGUAGACCUGUCACCUGUAGCCCCCGUCACCUCUUAGAAACCACCUGCUUCCCAAAGUGCCAAGCCAUAGGCCUCAGGGCCUGGUGGGCACACUCCCCCUGGGGCUGGGCUGGGUGGAAGCACUUGGUGAGCCCCAAGAUACGGCAGCAGCUUUGGGCAGGAAACACUGCUGAUGGUUUAGGCGCUGUCUUCCUCCCCCAUCCCACCUAGGGAGGCAGGCCCUGCUGGCUUGGUUCUGAGGAUGGGCAUGGUGGUAGUACCUCCUGCCUUCCAGGAAAGGGCUUUCUUUGGAAACCAAAAGGCCUGAACCAUUGUUAUUCUGAAGUGUUGUCUUCUGUCCUUCUUGUCCCCCAAAGGGACCACCUCUUAUUUGUCUCUACCAGGGGACUUGUGAGUACCUGGCAAGUUUUGCGCCUAUUUUUGUAUCCUUUGCAUUUUGGGAGUGAAGCUACUUAGUCCUAAAAGCCUUUGAGGAAUGGCCAAGAAUGGUGAGUGAUUGCUUUCCUUCAGAGAACAGACACCUGGAAUUUCUCCUUUCGUGUUUGAGUACAUGCAGGUUAAUUUAUACAUACACAUAUACAGUACAAAGAUGCAUUUGAUACUUGUAAAACAUACACCUGACGUGUACAUGAGGAACUUGGUGGCACCUGGGUGUCGUGAAGUGGCCUGUGUUGGAGGGAAUGCCAGCGCUCUAGGUGGCUAGGCAGCCCAGCAUGAAGCCCUCUCCAGGAGUCAAGAGAAACUGUCCAGUGCCUCACCUCCAGAUCCUGCCAGCAUCACCUCUAGAGCCCUGCAUGCACUGGUGGAAGGGCUGUGUCUGUGGAGAGGCUUUUCUUGGUUAUUUUAUUUGUAUUCACUUUUAAUUUAGAAACCAAACAGUGAAGCAGAGUAUGUUGCUUGGUGGACAAGUUUAUACAGGACACAGAAAACAACCCAGCCUUGGGCACCAGCUCAUCUUUUAGGUGGAAGAGUUACAGUGCUGCCUGCCUUGGCACGUUUUUCCCCAAGUGUUGGCCCUGCCCAAUAGCCAGGGCUACACAAGACUGCCCAAGUGAGAGCCCAGCAACUGGACAGACCCUUCCCUUCCUGUGUUCUUGGAAGGGAAUGAGUCAGUGUGGUCUGCACCUCAUGCGUGAAAGAAUAAAACGAUCAAAGGUGAUGCUGAGGGAGGCUGUCAUCAGGCUGGUGCUUAAAGGGACAUUGUAGCAGGUACCCAAGGCUUUGGGGACAAAACCCUGAACAGAGCCAGUGGAGCAGAGACACGUCCACACGAGGCAGUGGGACAUGGGAUGGCAGCAGCCAGUCAUGCAGCCCUGUGGAAGGCCAGACGGCUGUGGUUUUGCACACUGCUGAGGUGAGCUCUGUGCUGUCUGUCGCCUUCUGCUGAAGGGUUCUAUGGGCUGCGGAGCUGAGAGGUGGGGCGGGGUUGGUCUCUCCUCAAGAAAAAGCCUGUUUUAUAAGGUGACUAAUCUCUCUUUUCUGUACACACUUGGACUCAUCAGAGAUAGUAAAAUCCUUUCAGCAUUUCUUGUUGCCUAUGACUUGUAGCUGUUAUGUUUUAUACAUGGGGUUAUAGAUCCAGUUCUCACAGGUGAAACCAGACCACCAUUCUGAUAAAGGACAUUUGAACUUUUGAUGCAUAUACUUUGCAUAUGCUGAUUACUUGUUUUCAUUUUUGGCUUUAGAGGAGCUUUUUGAUUUGAGAAGAGUAUUUUUUUGGCUUCCUGAAAAAGAAUGCCCUACUUGGAUGGGCUGCUAGCACUUGGGGUUUGGUAUUUGUGUCCAAGACUGUACCCCUUAGACCUCUUUUCUCUUGGCCGAGUGACCGAGAUGUUCAGGUGGACCAAAGCACCUUGACCCAAGGACCCCAAAUCCUGCUGUCUGGUAGCAAAAGGAGGGUGUUGGUGGUACCUUGUGGGCUCCCAUGUUUACUAUUGGUCUCAUCCCCAGCUGACUUUGGGAGGCUGUCUUACCAGGAAGUUUGUGUUAUCCAGGCUGAAAUGUGGCUCUCGUGGGUUUUAUCCUGCCCAGUGACAGGUCCUGUGUUCCCUCCUGAGACAGAGGGCGGGUGUUGCCUUUCUACUGGAUGCUUUGGGCGUCCUCUCCCUCAGCUCCAUGCUCAUGCUGUCCCUGUCUUGGGUCCUGUUGCCUCUUAUUUUUCUAGUUUCUUCAUUGACCCAAAUCCUCAGACUGGACCAGCUUUGUCAACUUGAACAUCAUAGCCCAAUUGGAUCAAAGCACUGUGCAGGGGAGGAGAUCCAGGCAAAGAGAAAAUCUUAAAACCAAACCUGAAGUUUGGCCUUUUCCUAAAGUCCCCCAACUUUUUCCUUGCUCAGAGUCUAUCUGGGGGGAGUUUAUCAGUUCACCCCUCUUUUGCAGAAGAUGUACUUUAGUAUUAAGUUUAAAUCUCCAUGUCUCACAUUCAUUUGCAAGGCUCACUUGUAUGUUGGAGAAGAAAAAUCUUCUAGACACAGGAAGGUCCACACAGCCAGAGUUCUAGGCCAGAGUGCAGUAGCUGGCCCAGGUUGGGCCGCUGCAGGGCCUGGUCCUGCUCCUGCUCACUCCAGAUGGAGAGCCCCCUCUUCAUGGUCUCUUGACCAGCUUCCUGCCCUCUCUGUCGCUGAGCACAAGCCUCUCCCAAGCAUCUGCUCAGUCCGUGGCUGGCCAGGGAGCACCUGAGCUCUGGAUCGCUCCCCAAGUGAGCUUCAGUCUGUGGUAGCCACCAUGCGGCUCCUCUGGCCAUUUAAAUGAGACAAGGCCAGGGUUGGGGUGUGCAUAGCCAGGGCUGAUGUGGCUGAGGAGACCUUAUCAGCAAAGUGACCAACAGUUCUCGUUUUGGUCAAGUGACUAGAUGAAGUGUCAGUCAAGGGGCUGCUUGGCUUGUGGCCCAGCCCAGCUUUAAGUGCAAAUCGAACCAACAAGUUUCUGCUGGAACAUGCCAGGCCACGCUGGGAAGGGUAGCGUGUGUCAGGGUAGCUAACUCAAGCCCUCUCUGAACUGAGGCAGCAUCAGUUGGACUUGGCUGUGAUGUGACAGGAGUAUACACAGAGCUCUCCCAUCAACACUAGCCUGCCAUCCUGGGACUGCCCAUGAAUCUGACCUCUAUACCAGCCUGGAGAUGGGAUAGUGAAGAGUUUCCUCUUAGCCCUGGCUGGAUACAGCAGGAAUCAUCCAUUCUACCUGCACUGAUGUCUAUAGCAGGGGAAGAAACCCAGAAGCUUGGGAUGAGACUAAGCAGACUAUGGUUACCAUAUGAACAAGGACAGGCAAGCACCCCUUCCUUGAUUUAAAAAAAAAAAAAUCCCAUCUUGUAAUUUGCACAACAGCGAGGAUUCACAAAGAAUGUAUAGCUACUGCUUUGCUGUUGCUGGCCCUGCAGCCUUCAGAACCUGGGGCUGCUCCAGUGAGGCAGAGCCGAGGGAGCACGGUGAGCAGGGCAUCUCCUCUUGUGGCCGCCUGUCUUCCCCACUGUCCACUCAUGUAGGUGGUGAGCUCCAGGGCACCUGAGGGCAAUCAGUGUUCACCUGCCAUUAUUAACAUGCCUCUUCCUUCAGGAGACCAGCUUGGGGAACCUGUGUCCAGGCACCUGUAUGUGGUAACAGCAUUUCUUGUCUAAUGCUUUUUAAACUCCUUCCUUUCCAUGAUGAAUGAUUUAAAAUUACUCAGUGUGACUGGAGUUGAAGGUGAAAUGUCCAAGAUAAAGGAUGUUCAGUCACUGUGUUGUUUGCUCUUUCCAAGAGUCACACCCAAGUAGAAAUGCUGAGGGGAGCACUCACCACGUACGUGGCACCUGUGUCCUGUAAUCUGUGUUUAAGGGAGAGACCUUGUCACCCGUUCGUGGUUCAUUGUCAAUACAGCUCCCGUUCUUGCACUUUGCUUGAAAUAGGGUAGAGCUCCAUGUGAGACUGUUGGCUGGAGCCUGGAGAGCUGGUGCCCACUCCUCCCCUUCCCCCAGAGUGAUCAUCAGGCUGCUUGCCACAAAACUGGGCCAGGGCUGGGGGAAAUGGUUGCCCCCGUGCGGCAAGUUCCACCACACUUCUGAGCAGUUGCUUUGUUCAGCUGGGUCAGGGGGUCAGACUGUGCCAUAAUUGUUAUUAAAGAGAAAACAUGCCAACCUUCCCCUGUCCCCUGCUGGCCAUUGUUCAUUGAGAGUUUCACUGAGCACGGCCUUUGUGGAAGUCAGGGAGGUUGCCAAAGGCCUACAGAUCUGCCGAGGGCCCCCCCGUCUGCUUUCCUGCGUCCAUUUGUAUUCUGGUCUUCAGUGCAGACCCCUUUGUUCCCUGUAGCUGGACUGGUGGGAAGUGAAGCUGGGAAGUAGCCGCUGGUGGGUGCUGGUAGUGUGCUCCCCAGCUCUAGAGCCAGCGGAAGGAGUGAUCAUCUUGGUGCUAAAAGGCAACUGCCCUGUCACUGGAAGCAAACUGACACUUUAGCCAAACUGUACAAAAGGAUCCUGUCUCCUGCUGGGCCGUGCAGGAGAGACCAAACCAAGAAAAUGGCAUAUUCUGUCACAUAGGCCUGGGUAGAAGGGGAAUUCUUUGCUCUGGGUAAAUGUUUUUUUAACACAAAAACAUUGACUUUGGUUUGGACUGUGGUGGUGCUGAGGUAGAGGGAGCCUAGUUGCCUUCUCUGGGCUGAGUCUCCAGGCCUCACAAGGUCCCCUGUGGGGAUGCUGCUAUCUCUAAUGCAAAUUGCACAUUUCUUACAUUUUGUAUCUCGUGGAUUUGGAUAAGUGAGGUUUAUCCACAUAGGAGGAUAAGGGGAGGGGAACAGGGACAAAUUGCUUGUCUGGUUUGAAAUGGGACUCAAUGGUACUUCAAACCUUUUGGUUGUUCCUAAAUAAAACUGUAAAUAACA